AUGGCUACGUCGGAUUUUGUGCUGGGUGGUGUGGCUGCCAUGGGAGCUGGAGUGUUUACCAAUCCUGUGGAGGUGAUCAAAACUCGCAUCCAACUGCAGGGAGAGCUGGCCGCCCGAGGAUCGCAUGCCCAGCCCUACAAGAGCGUCUUUCAGGCCUUUGUUACUGUGGCCAAAAAUGAUGGCAUCCUGGGCUUGCAAAAAGGUUUGGCCCCAGCUUUAUGCUUUCAGUUUGUCAUUAACUCUUUCAGGUUGAGUAUUUACACCCAUGCUGUGGAGAAGGGUUGGGUGCACAACAGCAGGGGCGAGAUCUCCUUUGCCCGCGGCAUGUUCUGGGGCGCCUUGGGCGGAGUUGUCGGCUCCUAUUGCGCCAGCCCCUUUUUCCUGAUCAAGACGCAACUUCAGGCGCAGGCCGCCAAGCAAAUCGCCGUCGGCUAUCAGCAUCCGCACACCUCGAUGAGUGAUGCAAUAAGGCAGAUAUACCGGAAGAACGGCGUCUUUGGACUCUGGCGGGGAUCCAUGGCCAAUGUGGGCAGGGCCACCACGGCCUCGGCCGUGCAAAUCGCCACCUUUGGUCAGGCCAAGUCGCUUUUGAAGGAGAGUGGAGUAAUCACUCAUCCCACCUGCCUGUCCUUCUGCUCGGGCCUAGCGGCAGGGUCAUUUGUGUCGGUGGCCAUCACACCUUUGGAUGUGAUUACCACGCGGCUGUAUAACCAGGGUGUGGAUGCCCAUGGGCGGGGGCUUUACUACAAUGGUUGGCUGGACUGUGUCCUUAAGAUCCUCAGAUCGGAGGGAGUGCAUGGCUUGUACAAGGGCUUUUGGCCCAUUUACCUGCGUAGUGCUCCGUACUCCACCUUGGUGCUUUUGUUUUUCGAUGAAUUGAUUGCUCUGCGUGAGAGGUAUAAUCUUAAAUAAUAAUAAUAAUAAUUU
This is a messenger RNA of Drosophila kikkawai, 927 nucleotides long. RefSeq names its product solute carrier family 25 member 35. The record is from RefSeq and is a predicted model, not a curated record. NCBI's taxonomy places the organism in Eukaryota, Metazoa, Arthropoda, Insecta, Diptera, Drosophilidae.